Molecule: messenger RNA, 1789 nt
Organism: Piliocolobus tephrosceles (Ugandan red Colobus)
Lineage: Eukaryota; Metazoa; Chordata; Mammalia; Primates; Cercopithecidae
Gene: SLC22A31
Product: solute carrier family 22 member 31
Exons: 9
Coding region: 264-1550 (428 amino acids)
Biological process (GO): transmembrane transport
Cellular component (GO): membrane
Molecular function (GO): transmembrane transporter activity
Source: RefSeq, a predicted model, not a curated record
AUGGGGAGGCGGGCGGCAGGGACCUCCAGGCCCCUUUCAUCCCUUUCCACGCUGGGGCUGAGACCUGCCCACCCCUGCGGCAGCCUUUACCCUGCGGCCCCCACCCCCCACCCUGGGAGGAUUGGCCCCAUUGUGGAAACUGGGACGGGGUUGCCACAUCUCCGCAAGGGCUGCCUGGGGCCCUGGAACCCGCCGGGCUUCUCUCUCCACCCCGCUCACUCCCACCUCCCGCCUGCCCUCCUGUUUGGCUCCUGGAUCCAGGAAUGCCCCAUCGGCUUUCACAAAACGUCAGUGGAACCUCGUGUGUGGAGACAGCUGGAAGGUUCCGCUGGAGCAGGUUUGGCCGCCGGACAGUUUUUGUGGCCUCCCUGGUGCUGGCCACAGGCCUGGGGGCCAGUGAGGCCCUGGCUGCCAGCUUCCCUACCCUGCUGGUCCUGCGCCUACUCCACGGGGGGACAUUGGCAGGGGCCCUCCUUGCCCUGUACCUGGCUCGCCUGGAGUUGUGUGACCCUCCGCACCGCCUGGCCUUCUCUGUGGGGGCUGGCCUUUUCUCGGUGGCAGGCACCCUGCUGCUGCCCGGCCUGGCUGCGCUUGUGCAGGACUGGCGUCUUCUGCAGGGGCUGGGAGCCCUGAUGAGUGGACUCUUGCUACUCUUUUGGGGGUUCCCGGCCCUGUUCCCCGAGUCUCCCUGCUGGCUGCUGGCCACGGGUCAGGUAGCUCGAGCCAGGAAGAUCCUAUGGCACUUUGCAGAAGCCAGCGGCGUGGACCCCGAGGACAGUUCCUUGGAGGAGAACUCCCUGGUUACAGAGCUGGCCAUGCUGUCUGCGGGGAGCCCCCAGCCCCAGUACCAAUCCCCACUGGGGCUCCUGCGCACCCAAGUCACCUGGAGAAAUGGACUUAUCUUGGGCUUCAGCUCGCUGGUUGGUGAAGGCAUCAGAGCCAGCUUCCACCGCAGCCUGGCACCUCAGGUGCCGACCUUCUACCUGCCCUACUUCCUGGAGGCCGGCCUGGAGGCGGCAGCCUUGGUCUUCCUGCUCCUGACUGCAGAUCGCUGUGGACGCCGCCCCGUCCUGCUGCUGGGCACCAUGGCCACAGGCCUGGCAUCCCUGCUGCUCCUCGCCGGGGCCCAGUAUCUGCCGGGCUGGACCAUGCUGUCCCUCUCUAUCCUGGGGCUCCUGGCCUCCCAGGCUGUGUCCGCACUCAGCAGCCUCUUUGCAGCUGAGGUCUUCCCCACGGUGAUCAGGGGGGCCGGGCUGGGCCUGGUGCUGGGGGCCGGGUUCCUGGGCCAGGCAGCUGGUCCCCUGGAUGCCCUGCACGGCCGACGGGGCUUCUUUCUGCAACACGUCGUCUUCGCCUCCCUUGCUGUCCUCGCCCUGCUGUGUGUCCUGCUGCUGCCUGAGAGCCGAAGCCGGGGGCUGCCGCAGUCACUGCAGGACGCCGACCGCCUGCGUCGGUCCCCACUCCUGCGGGGCUGCCCCCGCCAGGACCACCUGCCCCUGCUGUCGCCCUCCGACUCCUGCUGGGCCGGCCACACCCCCGAGCAGCGCUAGUCCUGCCUGGUGGCCCUGGGAGCCAGAAUGGGACUGAGGUCAAGGCCUGGAGCAUGACUGAGUACCCCAGACAUCUGGUCCAGGGGAAACACAUUCGCCUCAGAAGCCCGUGUCUCAGUGCAGGUGGAGCCGUGGGGACAGCAUGAAGGCGUCCUCAGCCAGGCCCCAGGCACUGGGAGGCCUUGGGUCUCCUCCCUGGCCACACCCAGCAGGUGUGGAGGAUAAAGGCUUCCAUGGAA